AUGAAUAAAUUACUUUUCUUAAGUGUAUUUUUAAUAGCUCUUUUUGCUCAAGGAGUUCUUGCUGGUUAAAAGUGCAGAGCCUUGGCAUUAUAAGCAGGUGGUGACUUAGGUUCCUUUGAAGCUGGUGCUUACAAGGCCUUAGUCGACAACUUACCAGCUGAAGAAGUUUAAUAUGAUGUCUAUACAGGUAUUUCUAUUGGUAGUAUCAACACUUUGGGAUUAUCUCAAUUUGCUAAAGGUGAAGAAAAGCAAUAAUCUGAUUGGCUUAUUAGUUUGUGGUCAAACCUCAAAAGAACCGAUGUUUAUAAAAAUUUCCCUGGUGGUAUCGUUCAAGGUUUGUUUUUCGAAAGAGGUAUUUUCGAUAGCUCUCCUGCUUUAGCACUUUUGAAAAGAUUAGUUACCAAGCCUCCUCAAAGAAAGAUUUCAAUGGGUACUUGCGACUUAAAAACUGGUGAUUUAGUUAGAUAUUUUGAAAACCACCCCUCUGAUUUCCUUGCCGAAGCUGCCUUAGCUUCUGGUUCUAUGCCAACUUUCUUCCCUUACUCUACUCUUGAAGAUCACACUUAUGUCGAUGGUGGCACUACUGGUACUUUGAUCGAUUUCCACGCAGCCAUCUAAAGAUGUCGUGAAACUGUUGAAUCAGACUCCGAUAUUACUUUGGAUCUUAUUUAUGUCUAAUUCGCUUCCCUUGAUUUCUGGAGUUCUGAUAAGAAGAAGAAAACCUUUGAAGUCUACUAAAGAUCAUAAGCCAUUCAAUCAUACUCCACCGUAUACAAACUCUUAUUGGAAGCUAUGGAUAUUUAUCCUGAUGUUAAUUUCCGUUAUGUCAUCAAGCCAUCUAAGGCUUUAUUCAUGCCUAAAUUACCUUUCCUCUUCGACAAUAAAUAAAUGAAUUAAAUGAUCUAACAAGGUAUUGAUGAUGCUACAAAUAUCAUCAAGUCUAGCGGUCUUAAUGGUAAUGCUAGAGAAGUCUAUGAAGAAAGUGUUAAGCUUAUGUAAAAGGAAAAUGCUUUCUAUCAACAUUCUCAAACCAACAAAACUGAAAAAAUGCUCGAUGCUUAUAACAAAAUCAAAAACAGCUUAAAUCUUUGA
Tetrahymena thermophila SB210 is the source of this 1092-nucleotide messenger RNA. Its product is annotated as patatin family phospholipase. The record is from RefSeq and is a predicted model, not a curated record. NCBI's taxonomy places the organism in Eukaryota, Ciliophora, Oligohymenophorea, Hymenostomatida, Tetrahymenidae. The transcript has 5 exons. Gene Ontology annotation, biological process: lipid metabolic process.